This is a messenger RNA of Durio zibethinus, 1374 nucleotides long. NCBI's taxonomy places the organism in Eukaryota, Viridiplantae, Streptophyta, Magnoliopsida, Malvales, Malvaceae. The record is from RefSeq and is a predicted model, not a curated record.
UCUCUGUCUGUCUAUCUCUCUCUUUGUUGGAUGGGAACGCAAUUCAUAGAAGGACAACUGGGGCGUGCUUGGUGACAUUGUUACAUUUGUCAUUUAAGAAGGUUAGAUAUACCAUUGGCCCAUCCUCUCCAAUCCCAUUAACUCUGCCAUGAGCUAAACUUUUCUGACUGAAAAAUCAAGUCUUACUGCUCCCACUUCCAAAGAGGAUGUAUCUUUGAUCUUUAGUGUUCCAGACCAUACAGCAUCUGUUCUGACCUUUUGUUUUCUCUGAUUUAUGCCCACACGCAAGAAAUGGAGCCCCAAGACUCACAUCUCAAGAUUGCCCGUUUUGCAAACUUCGGGAUUGGACUUACAAAUUUGGGUGAUUCGUGGAACAUGGAGAGUAAUAGGUUGAGUGGGGAAGAACGGUCGGCUCCAAUUGGGCUAGGUCUUGAGCUUGGACGUGGCUCUGGUCAUAGACCAACUGGGUACACAAAAUCAUGUGGGUUCACAGUUUUUCAGCUCCAGGAACUGCAUCUUCAAUCUCUCAUCUACAAGUACAUGGAAGCUGGACUUCCUGUCCCCCAUCAUCUUCUUCUUCCUAUAUGGAAAAGUGUUGCUGGUUCUCUUGGUGGCCUCCAUGGCAGUCCUUAUCAACUCUACUCCGGCUUUUUGGGUUAUGGAGCCUUGCGCUUGGAGUAUAAAAAUGGGCUGGAUCCAGAGCCAGGAAGAUGUAGACGAACAGAUGGGAAGAAAUGGAGGUGUAGCAAAGAAGCAGUCCCAGAUCACAAGUACUGUGAGCGGCACAUGCACAGAGGGCGCCAGCGUUCAAGAAAGCUUGCGGAAGCUUCUCAAGCUGCUACUACUUCACGUACUAGUAUUAGCUCUACUAAUGCUGAUACCAACCUCUCCAUUUCACUCCAAGUGGAUAGCAGCAGCAGUAGUGGCAGCAAUCUCUCUUCCAGCUUUGUUGGUUUCUCUCCAAAGAGUGUUCUUCGAGGGGGGUAAUCCAAAAGCUGAACCUUCACUACAGUAUCAAAAGUUGUGGAAGAAACAAAGGAUAUAAUAUGACAGAUUUUGGUAGAUGUUUGUUGUUAAGUAACCAGCAAGCUCGAGCCUUAGAAGGAUUUGAGACUUUGAUUUUUGUUUUGAUGUAACGUUUUAGAUGCGAGAGACAUUAACGGUGUUUGUUGGGUUGCUGCGACUCAUGGGCUCCAUUUCUGAUCAAUCUCUAGCCUUAGCUAGCUUGAAUGUUGUACUCGCAUGGUUGCACCUAUCUUUUAUCAGCUUAGGCUUUUUUCUAAUGCUACUGUGGAAUAAUGGGUAAUGCAAAAUGUUGGCUUUUAGAUUUCUAAUGGGCCCAAAAUUCUAAUGCUCCACACUUUUCUUUUUUGU